UAAAGUUAAAGCUAAGAGUGGCUGAAGCUCAGUGGAUUUCCAGUUAAUAAUAAAAGAAACACUUAGAGAAAAUGAGCUCAACGGGGAAAUUCCAGGAGAUGGAGAAGUUUCUGAAGAGCGUGGAUGAAAUAAGUGAGCUGCUGAUGAAUUUAAACUCAUCUGAUGCUGAAAUCAGACAGAAGGCGAUGAUGCAAGCUGAAUCCCACACGGCCGCCUCAGAAGAACCCUGUAGGACAAAAGUUAACAGCACCGCAAUCAACACGAGGUCAUCGCUGCAGCUGUCCACGACUCUGCAGAACAAGAGUCCAGAGGGUUUUAUGAGGAUGUUAGAAAGAGACGCCGAGGACAGGAGACAGAGACGGACGGCCAGGGAACAGAAGGCACUCGCAUUCAAAGAGAAAGGGAAUGAAGCCUAUGCCCAGGAGGACUACGACAGUGCAGUGAAGUAUUACAGCCAUGGACUGGCUGAGCUACGGGACGUGCAGCAGUUGUACACCAACCGUGCCCAGGCUUACUUCAAACUGAGGAAGUACAGGGAAGUCAUCAUUGACUGUGAAUGGGCCUUGAAGUGUAAUGAGAGGUGCACAAAGGCCUACUUACAUAUGGGCCGAGCUUAUCUGGAACUAAAGGAAUAUAAUGAGUCAAGACGCUGCUUUGAAAAGAUAUUGGAGAUCGAACCAAGAAGAAAGGAAAUGGUGACAGAAUACCUGACCCAGGUAGAUUUGACGCAGGAGAGGGAGACUCAGGAAAUAAAUGCAAGGCAAGAACUUGACAGUGGAGAGGGACAGGGCACGGCGGUGCCGCAGUGGCUCCAGAUGCUGUCACGGCCUGGUCAGACGCCGCUCUCCUUCCACGGAGGAUUGCAGAUUUUGUCGGAAGCUGUUGCUGACUGUACAGGGCGGACGCUUUUCCGGCUGCACAAUGGUUUCAGUAUCAUCAGCAAGAAUGACACAGUGAGGAGUUGUCUUCUGCAGAAAACAAAGGACCAGAUCAGCCAGGAGUUGUGUGUGUCUGUUCUGAAACUGUGGAGGAUUGCUUGCAACAAAAAUGAUGAAAAUCAAAGGAUGUUGCUGGAGAUCCCGCUCACCAGAGAGGCCGUCGAUGGUUUAGUGGCAUCACAGCAUGUUGCCACACGUACACAGUGUCUACUGCUACUGCAUAUGAUCACCCAGACGACACGUGGGAGAAGUUUGGUCAUCAAAAAUCUGAACGUCCACAUGUUAGUGAGGAACCUCAUGGUGUGCAUCUCGGAGCAGCAGCAGAACAUGGCAGCCGACAUCCUGAAGAACCUCGCAGCAGAAAACAAAUUUUGCUGUCAGUUAAGGGACGUGCCGAAAGAUGUCAUCAAGGAGCCAUUGACAGCAAUAUUGAGAAAGAUUACUAAAUCCAACUGUCAUGUUAUUGCACCCGUGAUUUCAAUCAUUGGCCGCCUGGCUGAGGAUGACAUCAUCCGUCACAAUCUUGCUAACGAUUCUGAGUGUUGGACAUCAUUGGCGAUCGCAGUUACACAGUGCAGAGCAGAUGAGUUCAAACACAUCCUUUACUGCAUACUAGGAUUAAUGGUCGACCUUUCCACCGUGACUUCCCCUGUCCUACAGGAGCACGCUGUCUCAGUCUGCCACUGCUGUCAGGACUUGCCGAAGGACACGGAUGGAGGAGUCAUAACUAGGGCCGCCGGUGUACUGAGCAAUGUCCUGCCACAGUCGCCCCAGGCUGUUCAGCACGUUGUACAGCAGGGUGUGGUUCGCACCAUGUGUUGGCUACUGAAGGGACAAGGCCAACCCGCCACUAAAUAUGCCAUUAAGACUCUGACAGUGUGCACCGCUGCCAGUCAGUCGGCUCGGGAGGAGCUGGUGAAGUCUGACAAAAAAUUGUCCGUUUUGCGUCAUUUGCUGGGAUCCGCCAGUGACGACGAGGUGGUGACGGGGAACGCUGCCCUCUGCCUGACCCACUGUCUCCAGCUGGAUGGAGUGGCCUGCAGACUCUUGGACACAGAUGUCGUGCUGCUGCUCUUACGCCACGCUGCAGGAAAUGCAAAGAAGACAGGAGUGCAACGGAACGCAGCCAUCGCUCUGGGGGCGCUGUGUCGAUCAGAGCCCAGACAUGUGGACAAACUUCGUGAGCUUCACGGCUUCGAAGUUCUUCACUCCUGCAUGAAGCUCAUCCCCUCAACCUGACAGAGAGGCAGACGCCAAUCAUCCAUAACAUUAUAACUAUCGACAGUUGAAGUGACACGUAGGAAUAGGUGGGAUAUUUAUAGCAGCAAGUUGACAUCAAGUGCUGACUUUGUGCUUCUCUUUAUAGAAAUAGUAUUCCCUGGUUGGCAGCUGCCAGUUUCAGUUGGCUAAUGCACCCUACCUAGCUGCAAAAAAAAAAAAAAGUGGAAAAAGUAGCAUUAAACACACAAAGUUUGAGGCCUGGAUUUGCUCUGCAACUUCCCCAUGGAUCAGUCCAAGUGAGUCUCUGUGAAAUUUGCUGGAUGAACAAGUUCAAUCCACUUCAGAACUCACAGGACUUCAAGAAAGUGUUUUCAUGGCUUAGUUGUUGGUGCUUUGAGUCAUAUCUAAAUCUUCACAUCGUUGUUGUGGCUGCAAAGACAGAGCCACUCACCCUGAGGCUGAGGGUUGAUCAUUUUUAUACGGUGAAGUUUAGUUUUCCUUCUUUCUUGUUUUUGCUGUUCAAUAAUUCAGAUAUGGAUUUUUUUAAACAAAUAAUAUAUAUUUUUAAAUCUAAGCAUGUGACACCAGAGAUAAAAAUCAUGAAAAUUAAAUGUCUGACUCUUUCAUAACAAUUAGGAAUUAUUACUGUAUUAUUACAAUAAUGACUCUCUAAUAGUUCUUAAAACACUCAGUUGUAAACAUUCAGUUGUAGACCGUCCUGCUCUGACACAGACUGGGCCGCUGACCUUAUGUUGAUGCCUGCACAAAUGCAUUUUGGGGGUUAGGAUGGUGUUUAAAGCAUGUGGUGCCUGCUGGAAUAAAAACAAUGUGUAUAUCAUGUCUGAACAAUCAGUGUAUUCAAGCAUUGAUAGGUGGUCUAGUUCAGUGUUCCCCAAACUUUUUUUUUCUGACCCAUAUUUUAAAAGUCAAUAGACAUUAUUCUUAAACUCCUGUGAAACAUGAUGCGAGACGAACCAAAAAAAAAAACUCUUUUGACGCACCAGAGGGUCGCAACCCAGUCUUUGAGAAACAAUGGUCCAGUUAGUGGGUCAAGUCAUGAAUUCUGACUGCCCUGACAAAUAUAACAAUAAUUAAACAUUUAUAACACGACGCAUUACUAUACACUAUCUCUUUCUAGUUGUUUUUUAAUGACAGUUCAUGAGAAAGAGAAAUGUUUUGUUUGAUUGUUUUCAAAUCAAGUCAGAUGAUGUGUUCCAACAACUGUCACGGCAGAUUUGCCUUUGUGAAAUGAAAAUAUGAUUGGUCACGACACAGAAAGAGUAACUAUAGAGAAAGUACACACUCUCACAUGCUGCAGUGGCCGUCCCUGCCAAGUUUUUAAGGGAUG
Messenger RNA from Cynoglossus semilaevis (tongue sole), 3507 nucleotides. It is a transcript of the gene ttc12, whose product is annotated as tetratricopeptide repeat domain 12. Gene Ontology annotation, molecular function: protein binding. Bases 72 to 2177 code for a protein of 701 amino acids. Gene Ontology annotation, biological process: axonemal dynein complex assembly; sperm axoneme assembly. Gene Ontology annotation, cellular component: centrosome; cytoplasm. Lineage: Eukaryota; Metazoa; Chordata; Actinopteri; Pleuronectiformes; Cynoglossidae. The record is from RefSeq and is a predicted model, not a curated record. The transcript is spliced from 21 exons.